This is a messenger RNA of Notechis scutatus (mainland tiger snake), 14961 nucleotides long. The record is from RefSeq and is a predicted model, not a curated record. Lineage: Eukaryota; Metazoa; Chordata; Lepidosauria; Squamata; Elapidae.
AUGGUAUGUGGUUGUCCUGCUGUGAUGGAUGAUGAAGUGGUUCUGCAGUGUACUGCUACUGUUUACAAGGAACAACAGAAAUUGUGUCUUGCUGCAGAAGGAUUUGGCAACAGGCUCUGCUUCUUGGAAUCAACUUCUAAUUCCAAGAAUGUUCCUCCGGAUCUCUCCAUCUGUACUUUUGUUCUGGAGCAGUCAUUGUCAGUCAGAGCUCUCCAAGAAAUGCUGGCUAACACAGAGGAGAAAGCAGAAGGGCUAGUUGAUGUGGAAAAAUGGAAAUUUAUGAUGAAGACUGCUCAAGGUGGUGGUCAUAGAACUCUCCUCUAUGGACAUGCAAUAUUACUGCGCCAUUCUUACAGUGGCAUGUAUCUGUGUUGUCUCUCCACAUCACGAACAUCAAUGGAUAAAUUGGCUUUUGAUGUAGGUUUGCAAGAUGAUACCACAGGGGAAGCCUGCUGGUGGACUAUACAUCCUGCUUCCAAACAACGUUCAGAAGGAGAAAAAGUGCGUGUUGGGGAUGAUCUCAUCCUUGUCAGUGUCUCUUCAGAAAGAUACUUGCAUUUAUCUUAUGGCAACAGCAGCUUGCGUGUGGAUGCAGCUUUCCAGCAAACACUUUGGAGUGUUGCCCCAAUCAGUUCCGGAAGUGAAGUAGCUCAAGGCUAUCUAAUAGGAGGUGAUGUAUUGAGGUUAUUACAUGGUCAUAUGGAUGAAUGCCUGACAGUUCCUUCAGGAGAACAUGGAGAAGAGCAGAGAAGAACUGUCCAUUAUGAAGGUGGUGCUGUGUCAAUUCAUGCUCGUUCUCUUUGGCGACUGGAGACUUUGAGGGUUGCAUGGAGUGGAAGUCACAUUAGAUGGGGGCAGCCAUUCAGAUUAAGACAUAUAACAACAGGGAAAUAUUUAAAUCUCAUGGAUGAUAAGAGUCUCCUUUUAACAGACAAAGAAAAAGCUGAUGUGAAAUCUACAGCAUUUUGUUUUCGAUCUUCCAAGGAGAAAUUAGAUUUAGGGAUAAGAAAAGAAGUGGAUGGCAUGGGAACCCCAGAAAUAAAGUAUGGAGAUUCAGUCUGCUUUAUACAGCAUGUAGAUACAGGUUUGUGGCUUACCUACCAAUCAGUGGAUGCCAAGUCUGUAAGAAUGGGAUCUGUGCAGCGAAAGGCCAUCAUGCACCAUGAGGGCCAUAUGGAUGAUGGAUUGACAUUAUCCAGAUCUCAGCAUGAAGAAUCACGUACAGCACGAGUAAUUCGUAGCACUGUCUUUCUUUUCAACAGGUUCAUAAGGAGCCUUGAUGCUGUCAGCAAGAAAGCUAAGUCUUCCAUAGUUGAUUUACCCAUUGAAUCAGUCAGCCUUAGCCUUCAGGACUUGAUUGGUUACUUCCACCCACCAGAUGAGCACUUAGAGCAUGAAGACAAACAGAACCGACUAAGAGCUCUGAAGAAUCGACAAAAUCUCUUCCAAGAAGAGGGUAUGAUCAAUUUAGUACUUGAAUGUAUUGAUCGCUUACAUGUGUACAGCAGUGCAGCUCAUUUUGCUGAUGUAGCUGGAAAGGAAGCAGGAGAAACUUGGAAAUCUAUUCUAAAUUCACUGUAUGAAUUAUUAGCGGCUUUGAUUAGAGGGAAUCGUAAAAAUUGUGCUCAGUUCUCUGGAUCUCUUGAUUGGCUGAUUAGUAGGCUGGAGAGAUUGGAAGCAUCUUCUGGAAUUCUUGAAGUAUUACACUGUGUGUUGGUGGAAAGUCCAGAAGCAUUGAAUAUUAUUAAAGAAGGACAUAUUAAAUCAAUCAUUUGUCUUUUGGACAAACAUGGCAGAAACCAUAAGGUAUUAGAUGUUCUUUGUUCAUUGUGUGUAUGUCACGGAGUAGCUGUGCGAUCCAAUCAACAUUUGAUCUGUGAUAAUCUUCUGCCAGGGAGAGAUCUUCUUCUUCAAACUCGCCUUAUCAAUCAUGUGAGCAGCAUGCGGCCAAAUAUUUUCCUUGGAAUCAACGAGGGCUCUGCUCAGUACAGGAAAUGGUAUUACGAAUUAAUGGUUGAUUAUGUGGAGCCAUUUACAACAGCAGAAGCUACUCACCUUCGUGUAGGUUGGGCAUCAACAGAAGGCUAUUCACCAUAUCCAGUGGGUGGAGAAGAAUGGGGUGGCAAUGGUGUUGGUGAUGACUUAUAUUCUUAUGGUUUUGAUGGACUUCAUCUAUGGUCAGGUUGUGUAGCAAAAUCAGUCAAUUCUCCUAAUCAUCAUCUACUCAGGACUGAUGAUGUCAUCAGCUGUUGCCUUGAUCUGAGUGCUCCAAGCAUUUCAUUCCGAAUAAAUGGGCAGCCAGUGCAGGGAAUGUUUGAGAAUUUCAACACAGAUGGUCUUUUCUUUCCGGUUGUCAGCUUUUCAGCAGGGAUAAAAGUACGAUUUUUGCUUGGAGGCCGCCAUGGGGAAUUUAAAUUUCUUCCCCCUCCAGGAUAUGCUCCAUGUUUUGAAGCUAUUCUGCCCAAAGAAAAGUUAAAAGUGGAACCCAGCAGGGAAUAUAAACAAGAUUGCAAUUGCUCAAGGGAUCUCUUGGGACCAAAUAUCUCUUUGUCACAAGCAGCAUUCACUCCAGUACCUGUUGAUACCAGUCAGAUUGUAUUACCUCCACAUCUGGAAAGAAUUAGAGAAAAACUAGCUGAGAAUAUCCAUGAACUUUGGGUGAUGAAUAAAAUCGAACUUGGAUGGCAGUAUGGACCAAUUAGAGAUGACAACAAGCGACAGCAUCCCUGUUUGGUAGAGUUUGCUAAACUGCCUGAACAAGAACGGAAUUAUAAUCUUCAGAUGUCACUAGAAACAUUAAAAACAUUGCUGGCAUUAGGUUGUCAUGUUGGAAUUGCUGAUGAACAUGCUGAAGAAAAGGUGAAGAAACUAAAACUUCCCAAAAAUUAUCUAUUAUCGAGUGGAUAUAAACCUGCUCCUAUGGAUCUAAGCUGUAUCAAGUUGACUCCAUCUCAGGAAUCCAUGGUUGAUAAACUUGCAGAGAAUGCUCACAAUGUAUGGGCAAGAGAUCGUAUAAGACAGGGUUGGACAUAUGGAAUUCAACAGGAUGUGAAGAACCGUCGAAAUCCUCGCCUUGUCCCCUAUACACUUCUAGAUGAUCGCACUAAGAAAUCAAACAAAGAUAGUCUCCGGGAAGCAGUUCGUACUCUCAUUAGCUAUGGAUAUAACCUUGAAGCUCCAGAUCAAGACCACGCUGCAAGGCCAGAUGUGCUUGAUGGCAUGAUAGAAAGGUUCAGGAUUUUCCGAACAGAAAAAACAUAUGCUGUAAAAACUGGGAAGUGGUACUUUGAAUUUGAGGCAGUAACCGCUGGAGAUAUGAGAAUUGGCUGGGCCAGACCAGGUUGUCAGCCAGAGCAAGAGCUUGGCUCAGAUGAUCAAGCAUUUGUAUUUGAUGGUUUCAAGGCCCAGAGAUGGCACCAGGGAAAUGAGCAUUUUGGCCGUACUUGGCUAACAGCAGAUAUUGUGGGAUGCAUGGUAGAUCUGAAUGAGCACACCAUGAUGUUUACGCUAAAUGGCGAAAUCCUUCUUGAUGACUCAGGUUCUGAACUUGCAUUUAAAGAUUUUGAGGUUGGUGAUGGCUUUAUACCUGCCUGUAGCCUGGGAUUGUCACAGGUGGGCAGAAUGAACUUUGGCAAAGAUGUUAGCACUUUGAAAUAUUUCACUAUUUGUGGCUUACAAGAAGGCUAUGAACCUUUUGCUGUGAAUACAAAUCGUGACAUUACUAUGUGGCUGAGCAAGAGAUUACCUCAGUUUCUUCCAGUACCAGCAAAUCAUGAACAUAUUGAGGUUACAAGGAUUGAUGGAACUGCAGAUAGUUCACCAUGCUUGAAAGUCACACAGAAGUCCUUUGGAUCUCAAAAUAGCAAAACAGACAUCAUGUUUUAUCGUCUAAGCAUGCCCAUUGAAUGUGCAGAAGUGUUUUCUAAAAUGCCUGGAGGAGGAAUGCCAAAUUCUAAUCUUUUUGGCCCAAAGAGUGAUUUGGAUGAUUAUGAUGCAGAUUCUGAUUUUGAAGUUCUCAUGAAGACUGCUCAUGGUCAUCUUGUACCUGACCGUGGGGAAAAAGAAGCUGCAAAAUCUGAGUUCAAUAACCAUAAAGAUUAUACACAAGAGAAACCUUCACGCCUCAAGCAAAGAUUUAUGCUGAAAAGGACGAAGCCAGACUAUAGCACAAGCCAUUCUGCAAGACUGACUGAAGAUGUCCUAGCAGAUGAAAGAGAUGAUUAUGAUUAUCUAAUGCAAACCUCUACAUAUUAUUACUCUGUACGUAUAUUUCCUGGACAAGAACCUGCUAAUGUUUGGGUAGGCUGGAUUACAUCUGAUUUCCAUCAAUAUGAUACAAGCUUUGAUUUGGACAGAGUCCGUACUGUUACAGUAACCCUAGGAGAUGAAAAAGGGAAAGUUCAUGAGAGUAUUAAACGAAGCAACUGCUAUAUGGUGUGUGCCGGAGAAAGCAUGAGUCCAGGGCAAGGACGCAAUAAUAAUGGAUUAGAGAUUGGUUGCUUAGUUGAUGCUGCAACUGGUAUCCUAUCCUUCACUACCAAUGGCAAAGAGUUAAGCACUUAUUAUCAGGUGGAGCCAAGUACUAAAUUAUUCCCUGCAGUAUUUGCACAAGCCACAAGCCCAAACAUUUUCCAAUUUGAGUUGGGACGAAUAAAGAAUGUAAUGCCGUUGUCAGCUGGCUUGUUCAAAAGUGAGCACAAAAAUCCACUUCCUCAAUGUCCACCUCGUCUCCAUGUUCAGUUUUUGACCCAUGUUCUUUGGAGCAGAGUGCCAAAUCAGUUUCUGAAGAUUGAUAUAUCACGGAUCAAUGAACGGCAGGGCUGGUCAAUGCAGUGCCUGGAGUCUUUGCAGUUCAUGUCCCUUCACAUUCCAGAGGAAAACAGGUCUAUAGAUAUUUUAGAACUGUCAGAACAAGAAGAACUGCUAAAGUUUCAUUAUCAUACUCUCAGGCUAUACUCAGCGGUUUGUGCUCUUGGGAAUAACAGAGUUGCACAUGCUAUGUGCAGCCAUGUUGAUGAAUCUCAGCUUCUCUAUGCAAUUGAGAACAAAUACAUGCCAGGCUUGUUACGUGCGGGCUAUUAUGAUCUUCUAAUUGAUAUUCACCUUAAUAGCUAUGCCACUGCAAGGUUGAUGAUGAACAAUGAAUUCAUUGUCCCAAUGACAGAUGAGACUAAAAGCAUUACUUUGUUUCCAGAUGAACACAAAAAACAUGGCCUACCAGGUAUCGGGCUUAGUACAUCUUUACGACCCAGAAUACAGUUUUCUUCUCCCAGUUUUGUGAGAAUUAAUAGUGAGUGCUACCAAUAUAGUCCUGAAUUUCCUUUAGAAAUUUUAAAGUCUAAAACCAUAGAGAUGUUGACAGAAGCAGUUCAGGAGGGUAGCCUACAUGUCAGAGAUCCUGUAGGUGGUACUACAGAAUUUCUGUUUGUUCCUUUGAUCAAGCUUUUUUAUACCCUUCUUAUAAUGGGAGUCUUCCACAAUGAAGAUCUGAAGCAUAUCUUGCAGCUCAUUGAGACCAGUGUGUUUAAAGAAGAUAAAGGCCAUGAAGAUAAAACCCGAAUAUUAGCAAAGGAACUAGUUACAGAAAGUCUAAAUUUAGAAACAGCUGUGGAUAAAAUCAGAAGAGAGAAGGUUCCAGAAGAAGGACUUCUUCAAAUGAAGCUUCCUGAGCCCGUCAAAUUACAGAUGUGCCAUUUACUCCAAUAUCUGUGUGACUUCCAGAUACGCCACAGAAUAGAAGCCAUUGUAGCAUUUUCAGAUGAUUUUGUAGCAAAACUUCAAGAAAAUCAGCGUUUCCGAUAUAAUGAAGUUAUGCAGGCUUUAAAUAUGUCUGCAGCUCUGACAGCCAAGAAAACGAAAGAAUUUCGAUCCCCACCACAAGAGCAGAUCAACAUGCUGCUGAAUUUUAAGGAUGAUAAAAAUGAUUGUCCUUGUCCUGAAGAAAUCAGGGAUCAUCUCCUGGAUUUUCAUGAAGAUCUGAUGGCACAUUGCGGUAUUCAGCUUGACGAAGAUGGAAUUCUAGAUGGAAACAGUGAUUUAACUAUUAAAGGUCGCCUGCUAUAUCUUGUAGAAAGAGUCACACACUUGAAAAAGAAACAAGCAGAGAAGCUAGUUGAUGAUAAUAACAAGAAACCAUCAACUCUCCAACAGCUGAUAUCAGAAACUAUGGUACGUUGGGCUCAAGAAUCUGUAAUAGAAGACCCAGAGUUGGUGAGAGCCAUGUUUGUUUUGCUACACCGCCAAUAUGAUGGGGUUGGUGGCCUAGUUCGAGCCAUGCCCAAGACAUAUACUAUAAAUGGUGUAUCAGUGGAAGAUACCAUCAACUUGCUUGCAUCUCUUGGCCAGAUCCGUUCUCUCCUCAGUGUUAGAAUGGGCAAAGAAGAAGAGAAACUUAUGAUUCGUGGAUUAGGGGACAUUAUGAACAAUAAAGUUUUUUAUCAGCAUCCUAAUCUUAUGAGGGCAUUGGGGAUGCAUGAGACGGUCAUGGAAGUAAUGGUGAAUGUACUUGGAGGAGGAGAAUCAAAGGAAAUCACCUUUCCUAAGAUGGUGGCAAACUGCUGUCGUUUUCUAUGUUAUUUUUGCCGCAUCAGCAGACAGAAUCAGAAAGCCAUGUUCGACCAUCUAAGCUAUCUUUUGGAAAACAGCAGUGUUGGACUUGCUUCUCCUUCCAUGCGUGGAUCAACACCUUUAGAUGUUGCAGCAGCAUCGGUAAUGGAUAAUAAUGAGCUUGCACUGGCUUUAAGAGAACCUGACUUAGAGAAGGUAGUCCGCUACUUGGCUGGCUGUGGUUUGCAGAACUGUCCUUUACUAAUUUCUAAAGGCUAUCCAGAUAUUGGAUGGAACCCAGUUGAAGGAGAACGAUACCUGGAUUUCCUUCGUUUUGCUGUUUUUUGCAAUGGUGAGAGUGUUGAAGAAAAUGCUAAUGUGGUGGUCAGACUACUCAUUCGACGGCCUGAAUGUUUUGGACCAGCACUGAGAGGUGAAGGUGGAAAUGGCUUGCUUGCUGCAAUGGAAGAAGCCAUAAACAUAUCAGAAGAUCCUACAAGAGAUGGCCCUUCAUCAGCUAAUGGAUCCACUAAAACAUCAAGUGAAGUAGAAGAAGAGGAUGAUACUGUUCACAUGGGAAAUGCCAUCAUGACUUUUUAUGCUGCUCUGAUUGAUCUCUUGGGACGCUGUGCUCCAGAAAUGCAUCUCAUCCAUGCUGGCAAAGGGGAAGCCAUUAGAAUCAGAUCUAUUCUGAGGUCCUUGAUUCCUUUGGAGGACUUGGUGGGUGUAAUUAGCAUUCCUUUUCACAUGCCAACAAUAGCAAAAGAUGGCAAUGUUGUAGAACCUGAUAUGUCAGGCGGAUUUUGCCCUGAUCACAAGGCAGCGAUGGUAUUGUUUCUUGACAGGGUCUAUGGAAUUGAAGACCAAGAUUUUCUUCUACACCUAUUAGAAGUUGGCUUUCUACCAGAUCUUCGUGCAGCUGCUUCUUUAGAUACGGUUGCCCUGAGUGCCACAGAUAUGGCCCUGGCUCUUAAUCGGUAUCUUUGCACUGCAGUUUUGCCUUUAUUAACAAGAUGUGCUCCUCUUUUUGCUGGAACAGAACAUCAUGCUUCCCUUAUAGAUUCCUUGCUACAUACUGUAUAUCGGCUUUCCAAAGGCUGUUCUCUUACCAAAGCUCAGCGGGAUUCUAUUGAAGAGUGCCUACUCUCCAUUUGUGGUCAGCUAAGACCUUCAAUGAUGCAACAUUUGUUGAGAAGAUUAGUAUUUGAUAUCCCUCUUCUAAAUGAACAUGCCAAAAUGCCUCUUAAGUUGCUGACAAUUCAUUAUGAAAGAUGUUGGAAAUAUUACUGUUUACCAGGAGGGUGGGGCAACUUUGGUGCUGCAUCAGAAGAAGAACUUCAUUUGUCCAGAAAGCUGUUCUGGGGUAUUUUUGAUGCCUUAUCUCAAAAGAAAUAUGAACAAGAACUAUUCAAAUUAGCACUGCCAUGCUUGAGUGCUGUAGCUGGGGCUUUACCUCCUGAUUACAUGGAAUCAAAUUAUGUUGCUGUUUUGGAAAAACAGGCUUCCAUGGAUUCAGAUGGGAACUUCAAUCCACAGCCUGUUGAUACUUCAAACAUUACAAUUCCUGAAAAACUAGACUACUUUAUAAACAAAUAUGCUGAACAUUCUCACGAUAAAUGGUGCAUGGAAAAGUUUGCAAAUGGGUGGAUAUAUGGUGAAACAUGUUCAGAAUCUUCCAAAGUGCAGCCAUUAAUGAAACAAUAUAAACUAUUAUCAGAAAAGGAAAAAGAAAUUUAUAGAUGGCCAAUCAAAGAGUCUCUGAAAACCAUGCUUGCUUGGGGAUGGCGAGUUGAAAGAACAAGGGAAGGAGAUACUAUGGCUCUUUAUAAUCGUUCACGUCGGAUAUCACAGACAAGUCAGGUUUCUGUAGAUACAGUCCAUGGCUAUAGCCCCCGUGCAAUUGACAUGAGUAAUGUUACCCUGUCCAGAGAGUUACAUGCAAUGGCUGAGAUGAUGGCUGAAAAUUAUCAUAACAUAUGGGCGAAGAAAAAGAAAAUGGAGCUUGAAGCCAAAGUGGGAGGAGGAAAUCAUCCCCUACUUGUACCCUAUGAUACAUUGACAGCCAAAGAAAAAGCAAAAGAUAGAGAGAAAGCCCAAGAUAUUCUGAAGUUCCUUCAGAUUAAUGGCUAUGUUGUGUCCAGAGGCUUAAAGAAUUUAGAAUUAGACACACCAUCCAUUGAAAAAAGAUUUGCUUACAGUUUUCUGCAGCAAUUGAUACGAUAUGUAGAUGAAGCCCAUCAGUAUAUUCUGGAAUUUGAUGGCGUCAGCAGAGGAAAAGGAGAACAGUUUCCUUAUGAACAAGAAAUCAAAUUCUUUGCUAAAGUUGUACUUCCUUUAAUUGAUCAGUAUUUCAAAAAUCACCGCCUGUAUUUCCUAUCUGCAGCAAGCAGACCUCUGAGCAGUGGGGGUCAUGCUUCUAACAAGGAGAAAGAAAUGGUAACCAGCCUAUUCUGCAAACUUGGAGUUCUUGUCAGGCAUAGGAUUUCACUGUUUGGAAAUGAUGCAACUUCAAUAGUCAAUUGUCUUCAUAUCUUGGGUCAAACCUUGGAUGCAAGGACAGUGAUGAAGACAGGUUUGGAAUCUGUUAAGAUGGCUUUGAGAACAUUUUUGGAUAAUGCUGCAGAGGACCUGGAAAAAACAAUGGAAAAUCUUAAGCAGGGGCAAUUCACACACACCAGGAGUCAGCCAAAAGGAGUAACACAAAUUAUUAACUACACAACAGUGGCUCUCCUACCAGUAUUGUCUUCAUUAUUUGAGCACAUUGGACAGCAUCAGUUUGGUGAAGAUUUGAUAUUGGAAGAUGUUCAAAUCUCUUGUUAUAGAAUAUUGGCCAGUUUAUAUGCUUUGGGAACCAGCAAGAGUAUCUAUGUGGAACGUCAACGCUCAGCUUUAGGUGAAUGUUUAGCUGCUUUUGCUGGUGCCUUUCCUGUGGCCUUUUUAGAAACUCAUCUGAAUAGUCACAAUAUUUAUUCUAUAUACAAUACAAAGACAACAAGAGCAGGUAUCAGUUUACCCAACAGCGUAAAGGAACUUUGUCCAAAUAUUCCAUCUCUGGAAAAACUAAUGGAAGAAAUUGUAGAAUUAGCUGAAUCAGGCAUUCGCUAUACACAAAUGCCUCAUGUAAUGGAAGUUAUAUUGCCCAUGCUUUGUAGUUACAUGUCACAUUGGUGGGAACAUGGACCAGAAAACAAUCAUAACAAGAGUGAAAUGUGCUGCACAGCAUUGACUUCAGAUGAUAUGAAUACUCUUCUGGGAAACAUUCUAAAAAUCAUACAUAACAAUUUGGGCAUAGAUGAAGGAGCCUGGAUGAAGAGAUUAGCAGUGUUUUCUCAGCCUAUCAUAAGCAAAGUGAAGCCGGAGCUUCUGAAAACACAUUUUCUUCCACUGAUGGAGAAACUGAAGAAAAAAGCAGCUCUGGUGAUCGCUGAUGAAGAACACUUAAGAGCAGAAGGCAGGGGUGAUAUGUCUGAGGCAGAACUCCUCAUUCUAGAUGAAUUCACUACACUUUCCCGGGACCUUUAUGCCUUCUAUCCAUUGUUGAUCAGAUUUGUGGACUACAAUAGAGCAAAAUGGCUCAAAGAGCCCAACCCUGAAGCUGAAGAUUUGUUUCGUAUGGUUGCAGAAGUUUUCAUUUACUGGUCAAAAUCCCAUAAUUUUAAAAGGGAAGAACAGAAUUUUGUGGUGCAAAAUGAAAUCAACAAUAUGUCUUUCCUUAUUGCUGACACUAAAUCGAAGAUGUCCAAGACAGCUGUUUCUGAUCAGGAAAGAAAAAAAAUGAAACGGAAAGGGGAUCGUUAUUCAACUCAGACCUCUCUAAUUGUGGCUGCAUUAAAAAGAUUGCUUCCUAUUGGACUAAAUAUUUGUGCACCUGGUGACCAAGAAUUAAUUGCCCAGGCAAAAAAUCGAUUGAGCAUGAAGGACACGGAGGAUGAAGUUCGAGAUAUUAUUCGCAACAACCUCCAUUUACAGGGCAAGCUUGAAGAUCCUGCAAUUAGAUGGCAGGUGGCCCUUUACAAAGAUCUACCAAACAGAACUGAUAUUACUUCAGAUCCAGAAAAGACUGUGGAACGGGUUCUGGAUAUAGCUAAUGUACUUUUCCAUCUGGAACAGGUUGAGCAUCCUCAAAGGUCAAAAAAGGCAGUUUGGCAUAAACUCUUGUCGAAACAGAGAAAAAGAGCUGUGGUGGCUUGCUUCAGAAUGGCACCACUAUAUAAUCUUCCACGGCACCGAGCUGUCAAUCUUUUUCUUCAGGGAUAUGAAAAGUCCUGGGUGGAAACAGAAGACCAUUAUUUUGAAGAUACAUUGAUAGAAGACUUAGCAAAACCUGGAGCAGAACCAACAGAAGAAGAUGAAUGUAUUAAGCGAGUUGAUCCUUUGCAUCAACUUAUUUUACUAUUCAGUCGAACAGCUUUGACUGAAAAAUGGUGAGAUAAAAAAGAGAAGAUAUUAAUGAUUUUUCCAGAGUGUUUUUUUCAGAGCUGCCAUGAUGAAGAAGAUAACAAUGAUGGUGAAGAGGAAGUGAAGAGCUUUGAAGUCACAGGAUCCCAACGCAGCAAGGAAAAAGAAAUGGAAAAGCAAAAACUCCUGUACCAGCAAGCAAGACUCCAUGAUCGAGGGGCUGCUGAAAUGGUCCUGCAGACAAUUAGUGCCAGCAAAGGUGAAAUGGGACCAAUGGUUGCAGCCACCCUCAAACUUGGGAUUGCUAUCUUGAAUGGUGGAAAUUCAACUGUUCAGCAGAAAAUGCUUGACUAUCUCAAGGACAAAAAAGACGUAGGCUUCUUUCAGAGCCUUGCUGGUCUUAUGCAGUCUUGCAGUGUUCUUGACCUAAAUGCUUUCGAACGUCAGAAUAAAGCAGAAGGCCUUGGAAUGGUAACAGAAGAAGGAUCAGGGGAAAAGGUGAUGCAGGAUGAUGAAUUUACCUGUGACCUCUUCCGGUUCCUUCAAUUGCUUUGUGAAGGUCAUAAUUCAGGUUUUCAGAAUUACUUGAGAACUCAGACUGGUAAUAAUACAACUGUCAACAUUAUCAUAUCAACUGUGGAUUAUUUAUUGAGAGUUCAGGAAUCAAUUAGUGAUUUCUAUUGGUAUUAUUCUGGAAAGGAAGUUAUCGAUGAACAAGGACAACGUAAUUUCUCUAAAGCUAUUCAAGUUGCAAAGCAGGUGUUCAAUACUCUUACAGAAUAUAUUCAGGGUCCAUGUACAGGUAAUCAACAGAGUCUUGCACACAGCAGACUUUGGGAUGCUGUGGUUGGUUUUCUUCAUGUCUUUGCCCACAUGCAGAUGAAGCUUUCUCAGGAUUCUAGUCAAAUUGAAUUACUGAAAGAGUUAAUGGACCUUCAGAAAGAUAUGGUGGUCAUGCUGCUGUCUAUGUUGGAAGGUAAUGUUGUGAAUGGAACAAUCGGCAAGCAGAUGGUUGACAUGCUGGUGGAAUCGUUCAACAAUGUAGAAAUGAUUCUAAAGUUUUUUGAUAUAUUUCUAAAACUGAAGGAUUUAACUUUCUCUGACGCAUUCAAAGAAUAUGAUCCGGAUGGUAAAGGUAUUAUUUCCAAGAGAGAUUUCCAUAAAGCGAUGGAGAGCCACAAACAUUAUACUCAAUCAGAAACUGAGUUUCUGCUCUCCUGUGCUGAAACAGAUGAGAAUGAAACUUUGGACUAUGAGGAAUUUGUGAAACGGUUUCAUGAGCCGGCUAAGGACAUUGGCUUCAACGUUGCUGUUUUGCUGACCAACUUGUCAGAGCACAUGCCUCAUGAUACACGACUGCAAACUUUCCUUGAAUUGGCAGAUAGUGUUCUAAACUACUUCCAGCCCUUUUUAGGACGCAUAGAAAUAAUGGGCAGCGCGAAGCGCAUUGAACGAGUUUACUUUGAGAUCAGUGAAUCAAGUCGGACGCAGUGGGAGAAACCUCAGGUUAAAGAGUCAAAGAGGCAGUUUAUUUUUGAUGUAGUAAACGAAGGAGGGGAAAAGGAAAAAAUGGAACUUUUUGUUAAUUUUUGUGAAGAUACCAUCUUUGAAAUGCAGUUGGCUGCUCAGAUCUCAGAAUCAGAUCUGAACGAGCGGUCUAUGAAUAAAGAAGAAAAUGAAAACGAGAAGCUGGAGGAGCAAGACCCCCGAAUAGGAUUCUUCUCUCUAGUGACCAUCACAUCAGCAUUAAUAGCCCUCAGGCAUAACAUAAUGACUCUGAUGAAAAUGUUAAGCAUGAAAAGCAUAAAGAAGCAAAUGAAGAAGAUGAAAAAAAUGACCAUGAAGGACAUGGUCAUGGCUCUGUUUUCUUCCUACUGGACCAUUUUAAUAGGUUUCAUGCAUUUUUUAUCGAGUGUCUUCAGAGGCUUCUUUCAAAUCAUGUACAGCUUGCUGCUUGGAGGGAGCCUGGUUGAAGGAGCCAAGAAAAUCAAAGUAGCCGAACUUCUAGCUAACAUGCCUGACCCUACUCAGGAUGAAGUCCGUGGUGAUGGAGAAGAAGUAGAAAGGAAGCCAGUUGAAGCUGCUUUGCCUGCAGAAGACCUGACUGAUCUCAAAGCUCUAUCAGAAGAUAGUGACCUCCUCUCAGAUAUUUUUGGCUUAGAUUUAAAACGAGAAGGAGGACAAUAUAAACUAAUUCCACAUAAUCCAAAUGCAGGCUUGAGUGACUUGUUGAGCAGUCCUUCUUUACUCCCUUUACCUGAUGUGCAAGAAAACGUACAGGACCAGAAGAUGAAUGAAGAUGGAAAAGAUGAAAGGGAAGAUACUAAAUUUGAACAUGAAAAAGCAGAGGGAGAAGAUGGAGAAAAAGAAGAGAAAACAAAAGAAGAUAAGGGAAAGCAGAAACCAAGGCAGUGUCACAAACAUAGGCAUGGUGAACUAGAAUUGCAAGAAUCUGCCUUCUGGAAAAAAAUUAUUGCAUAUCAACAGAAAGUCCUUAAUUAUUUUGCUCGGAAUUUUUACAAUAUGAGGAUGCUGGCUUUAUUUGUUGCAUUUGCCAUUAAUUUCAUUCUUUUGUUUUACAAGGUAUCUACUUCUUCAGUGACAGAAGAAAAGGAAAUACAAGUAGUUAAUACUGCUGAGAAAAUGAAGCUAAACAGCCUAGAAAGUCCUUCUCAUAGAAUCAUCACAGUACACUAUGUCCUUGAAGAAAGCAGUGGCUACAUGGAACCUACACUCCGCAUUUUAGCAAUUUUACACACUGUCAUUUCCUUUUUCUGCAUCAUUGGGUAUUACUGUCUGAAAGUUCCAUUGGUAAUAUUUAAGCGAGAAAAAGAAGUUGCGAGGAAAUUGGAAUUUGAUGGGCUAUAUAUUACAGAACAGCCUUCAGAGGAUGAUAUUAAGGGACAAUGGGACAGACUAGUCAUCAAUACACAGUCUUUUCCUAAUAACUAUUGGGACAAGUUUGUGAAAAGAAAGGUUAUGGAUAAAUAUGGAGAGUUUUAUGGCAAAGACAGAAUCAGUGAAUUGCUGGGAAUGGACAAGGCUGCUCUAGAUUUCAGUGAUGCCCGAGAAAAAAAGAAACCAAAAAAGGAUAGUUCUUUAUCGGCUGUGUUGAAUUCUAUUGAUGUAAAAUAUCAAAUGUGGAAACUAGGUGUUGUUUUCACUGAUAAUUCUUUUCUGUAUCUGGCCUGGUAUAUGACCAUGUCAGUCCUUGGUCAUUACAACAACUUUUUCUUUGCUGCACACCUCCUUGACAUAGCAAUGGGAUUUAAAACAUUACGAACAAUUCUAUCAUCAGUGACCCACAAUGGGAAACAGCUUGUACUAACUGUUGGAUUACUAGCAGUAGUAGUUUAUCUAUACACAGUAGUUGCUUUUAAUUUCUUCCGAAAAUUCUACAAUAAGAGUGAAGAUGGAGAUAUGCCAGAUAUGAAAUGUGAUGAUAUGCUGACGUGCUAUAUGUUUCACAUGUAUGUGGGAGUGCGUGCUGGUGGUGGAAUUGGUGAUGAAAUUGAAGAUCCUGCAGGCGAUGAAUAUGAAAUAUAUCGAAUCAUCUUUGAUAUUACAUUUUUCUUUUUUGUAAUUGUUAUUCUACUAGCUAUCAUACAAGGCUUAAUUAUUGAUGCAUUUGGAGAAUUAAGAGAUCAGCAAGAACAAGUUAAAGAAGACAUGGAGACUAAAUGUUUUAUCUGUGGAAUAGGUAAUGAUUAUUUUGAUACAGUGCCACAUGGCUUUGAAACACAUACUCUACAGGAGCACAACUUGGCUAAUUAUCUAUUUUUUCUGAUGUAUCUCAUUAAUAAAGAUGAAACUGAACACACUGGUCAAGAGUCAUAUGUGUGGAAAAUGUAUCAAGAACGAUGCUGGGAAUUUUUUCCUGCCGGUGAUUGUUUUCGAAAGCAGUAUGAAGAUCAACUUAACUAAUUGUAAUUAAGGACCAUCCCUUGAGAUUCCAUCAACACCUUUCCCAAUUCCCUUGGGAACAAUCAUCAGAUUUUCCAGACCCUUUAAACAGGA